Messenger RNA from Amphibalanus amphitrite, 3304 nucleotides. Its product is annotated as GTP-binding protein Rit1-like. The record is from RefSeq and is a predicted model, not a curated record. Gene Ontology annotation, molecular function: GTPase activity; calmodulin binding; GDP binding. NCBI's taxonomy places the organism in Eukaryota, Metazoa, Arthropoda, Thecostraca, Balanomorpha, Balanidae. The coding region runs from base 138 to 851 and encodes 237 amino acids. Gene Ontology annotation, biological process: Ras protein signal transduction. Gene Ontology annotation, cellular component: plasma membrane. The transcript is spliced from 5 exons.
CUUGAUCGAAAAGUUGAAGAUUUGCGUAUGGUGGUGUGAGUUAAUUUAUUAUCACUUAUUUUAGCAUUUUUAUUUUAUUCUGAGUUUUGUGGAAGGGUGGUUGCUGGUUGGGAUGGUUGGGUGAUGUCACGGGCGACAUGCCGCAGCUGACGCACGCGGACGGGGCGCGCGCGCCGCGACCCGGCCGCGGCCGCUUGCGCGUCUAUAAAGUGGUGGUGCUCGGCGAGGGUGGCGUCGGCAAGUCGGCGCUUGUCCUGCAGUUUGUCAGCCACAACUUUAUCGAGUACCAUGACCCGACUAUCGAGGAUGCGUACCAGCAGCAGGCGGUGAUUGACGGCGAGCCGGCGCUGCUCGACAUCCUGGACACGGCCGGCCAGGUCGAGUUCACCGCCAUGAAGGAGCAGUACAUGCGCUGCGGCGAGGGCUUCAUCAUCUGCUACAGCAUCUGCGACCGGCGCAGCUUCGAGCAGGUGGCCGAGUACCGGCGGCUGCUCAGUCGCGUCCGCGCCGCCGACGACGUGCCUCUCGUCAUCGUCGGCUGUAAACUCGACCUGGACAGCCACAGAAAGGUGCUGACUGAGGAGGGACGCGAUCUCGCACGCCAGCUGAACGCGCCCUUCUUCGAGACGUCGGCGGCCUACCGCCGCUUCGUGGACGACUCUUUCCACGCGCUCGUGCGGAUCAUUCGCAAACAGGAGCGUGACAAGGAUGAGGACGAGGAGCGGCGGCUGCAGCCGUCGCCGGGCCGUGCGCCGCGGAUCCGCCGCCGCUGGCACCGGCUCUGUGCCCUACUCUCAGUGAUGUUUCGCCGCCGCCGUCGGGAUCGGCUCAAGUCGCCCAGCCGCGCCUGAGGCCGGCGCUCUACCUUGCUGCACUGCCGGCGCUCGGUCCACCCGACCGACGGCACUAAAUCGGGCCGUCUCGGUCCGUCGGUCGGGCUUUGCCGGCGACUCGGCUAGACGUGAGUCAUUGCGACUCUGAGAGUCGGCUAGAGCUGACGACUCGACCGGUGAGUCAGCGUGCAAACGAUGGUCUCCGGCAAGCUAUCUCAUGUACAGCGCAGCUCAGUAGGAACCCAGGCUUCCAAUGCGCCCCCGGCGUCUGCGCCAGCGCCACACUCCCGCUGUUACCGCUAGGGUUCAGCGGAGAUUGCUGAAUGGGCGGGUGCUCACGUCUAUUGGACAGCUAGCGGCAUCUGCAGUUGCAGCCGGGGUUCUGCGUCGCCGUUUUAGCGAGGCAGUCCACCAAUGCAAUGUUUUUGGGACUGGCCGUUGCUGUGGAAGAUAGUGCUGCUGGCGACCCGCGGGUGGGGACGGGGACGGGUCUGCAUAGGCGUUUAGGCAUAGCGUGCUGCCUGCUCAGCAGUAGAAUUAUCUAGUCAGCCACGUGCACAAGCCUAGUGUUGCCGCGGCGCUUGUUGCUGUGCGGUUUGCCGUGCUUUCUGAGGCGGUAUCGUAUUAGGCAGUGCGUCUUAUUGCGCCAGCUGCUGCCGUGUGACAUUUUAGAAGUUUCGUAGGGCGUUUUGGGUGUCACCCUGCUUGCUGCGGGCAGAGAUAGUUGUAUAAGGCGAACGCUGACGUCUUCCCGCUGUUUGGCCUGCGGGCAGAACUGAGGGGGCCAGCCGGCCGUCUGUAGUGCUGAGUGCUGCGGGUGGCGCGGCCCGCCACCACCAAUGGCGGUCUGCGCCUAGAAGGCCGACUGGUGCUGCUUCCCUGACGGCGGUACAUAGCUUUAACAAGAGCUCCUAGGUCCUAUGCGUGUAUGGCGCCGCUGCCGGUACUUCUAGUCCUCAAUUUAUAAGUCUUUUAGUGUGGCCAGAAGUUAAAGUUUUAUCGCAACUUUUCGCUGCAUUUUAUUCUGGCCUUACGGUAAGAAUCUAGGAGUAACAUUGAGAGUUAUUGGCGUAAAUUGAUUUAUAUGUGUUUAUUUUCGAGCCCUUAGCUUUUAUAAUAUUCUAUUGGCAACUGAUGGGCACAUUUGUUACCGUACUGUUGGCCUUGCAUAAGUUUUUUUAUCAAUUAUAUUUGACAGUGCGUUGCAUUUUCUUAACACUAUGGAAAAAAUGCGUUAUUAUAAUAAUCUCGAUGUGCACUUCGAUGACGAGACAAUAAGUACUAACUGGCAAGCAUUAGCGUGUUUCGUAGCAUUCUCCAUGCAAUGCUUUAUAUUUUAUCAACUUAUUGUGUUAAGUUUAUUCAUGCUAUACGUUGUUACUAUGUAUUGUGUUUUAGUCCAUGCCGUGUUAGUAUGGUUUUCGGUAUAAUUUGAUCAGGUCGCUCACAAAGGAACUUACUAUCCUGGUAGCGCUAAUAUUGUCGUGUUUAUUCGUGCCCUCAGGAUAGCUUUCCAAUACUAUUUGAAUCUCUUUUCGGUCGUGUCAUGCGUGUUAACGCUUGCAACCAUCACGCCAUUUACUUGGAAAGUCAUACCUUUGUAGUUUAAUCAAUGUAUUUUUGUCAUUUCCGUGUGGAUUUCUUCAUUGAAAAUAGCGUGUGUGCUUGUUGGCAACGGUGCGUCACUUUUCUUCAUUUCCAUACUUUUGGCUCAAUUCCUUGCAAUGCAAAUCCUCGCCGAUUGAAGGAGAGUGGCUGCCUACGUAUUGCUUUGUGCAUGUAGUUGAGUCAUUUCAAUGCCUACUUUCUAAAUCACUUUACAACAGGGGGUCUUGGUUAUGGCAUUCAGCGUUUCGGGGAUGCACUUAUAUUUUGCUAAAUUGCCUUGUUUUGCUCCUUUUUUUUGCACAAGAACAAAAGGUAUGGUGAGCUUCUGUUCAGGUUGUAAAAAGAAAACUAUGCAACUUUUGGUGGGUUUGGUCGAAGGUCUGCACUGGAUUUGCGACGUUUCCUAUCCAGCUUCAACCUAAACAGUAAACAUGUGUGGCAAAGUCGUAAUAUUACGAUGUGUCGUGAAAUGUUACUACUUAAUCUACUCCUCGCUCAACCUUGUAGGCAGGUGCUAAAGCUUAUUAGUGAGCAGAGGACGCCUGCCGUGAGUCCGCCUCUUGGGUGCGGCAGAGCGUGCCUGCCGCUAUAUAUGGCCUUGGUGCCUGCAGUUUGACCCGGUCACCGGACCAGCUGCGCUGCGCCGGCGGCCGAACCGAGUGACUGUGAUGGUGCUGUCUGUCGGCGCGUGUCGCUAGGAACCCCCACACAACGAAACGACGACCAACGAGAGUGAGGCGAUAUUAUUGUGGGCGCGUAGUGCCACUGUGCGUAUAGUUAUGCGCUUGCCUGCUUCUCAACGGACGCUCCUACUGCGGUGUUACCGUCCUGUUAACUGGACAAAAUACAGAGUGUCUCGGUGC